This is a messenger RNA of Phialemonium atrogriseum, 436 nucleotides long. RefSeq lists its product as uncharacterized. NCBI's taxonomy places the organism in Eukaryota, Fungi, Ascomycota, Sordariomycetes, Cephalothecales, Cephalothecaceae. The transcript is spliced from 2 exons. The coding region runs from base 92 to 436 and encodes 114 amino acids. The record is from RefSeq and is a predicted model, not a curated record.
CUUUGCCACUUCGACGUCAAAACUAUUUUUUCUUUUGGUCUCACCUUUCUGUCAUUACCUUGGCUGGACCAUUCUGUUAAACACAGUCACCAUGAAGCUCUCCAUCUCGACCAUCAUCUUCGCCUUCACGGCCCUUGCCAGCGCCUCCAUUGCCGAUGUUGAGGGCGUCGCUGCCCUUCCUCGCGACGCCAUCCUCAUCGACCGUCAGAACGGCGCCAAUGCCAACCGGCCGGUUCCUUCGGGCGCGUGCUGCAUCGCCGGCACGUCGUUGAAACAAGACGUCUGCAACGUCAACGGCCAAACCGGCCGCUGCGUACCGGACUCUAUCAACAAUUGUGGAGAGCAGUUGACCUGCAUCGAGGAUAGCAGGCUCACCUGUGAUCCGAACACACUCGAGCGUGGCAGGCCCCUCUGCCGUCGCCCGGCAGGCGCGUGA